AGCUCAGUGCGAUUGCCGCAGUGACAAGAUGGUGGUGGUUAUUGAUGGUCACGUUUGUGGUAGUCCAACCGCAUCUAAGGUUCAAACCGCCCAUUAUACUCGGCUAAAUUCCUCUAAUCUUUCCUGGGAAACUCUGGAAGAGAAAUCCAGCUAUGGUAAACCACAUUUACAGCAAGUGUGUGAUAAUGUUCUGAAAUCAAAUGCAAAAGUGGUGCAGGUGAUGGAGAAAGACAUUGAAAUGGAUUGUGAAACAGGUGGGUGCCAUGUACAAGAACAGAAGACUGAAAGUAUAUUUGCUGCUGUGCAUGAAUUGAGACUUCAUUCUCCUUGUCAAGGAACUGACAAGAAUCAGAGAAUGUCGCGUUCCAGAACACUUGCUAUCAAACGAUCUAAAGAUUCCCGAUCGAGUUCAGCAUCCUCUUCAGGCAGUUCCCGAUCUGGUUCGAUGUCGUCUUCGGGCAGCUCCCGGUCAAGUUCUGCAUGUUCUACAGGCAGCUCCCGGUCAAGUUCAAUGUCAUCGUCAGGUCGUUCCCGGUCAAUAUCAGUAUCAUCUUCGAGAAGCUCCUGUUCAAGUUCAGCAUCAUCAGCAAGCUCCCGAUCAAGUUCAUUGUCACCUUCAGAGAGGUAUGGUUCAAGUUCGGAUAAUGUCUCUUUCUCUUCGAGAGGCAGAUACGUAUCACGCCAAAGGAGCUAUAGAAGAUCAAGGCGAAGCUGUUCAAGGUCCCGGUCUAGAAGCCGGUCACUGUCUUGUUACCGAAGAUCCAGAUGUCGAAUGUCUUACCGGUCACCCCAAAGAUACAGGUCUAGAUCCAGAUGUUCCAGAUCAUACCAAAGACAAAGGUCCAGCUUGAGGUACAGAAGGUCCAGGUCCAGAUCAUGGUCUCGGUCCCCGUCCAGAUUUCGGAGAGGUUACUACGGCUUUGCUUACAGAACACAACCACGAUCCCACCAAAGGAGUCGAAGCAGAUCAAGGGACAGAUCUUUCUGCUUAACGCAAAAAGAUAAACAGAAGUUACUUGAAAUUGCAAAGGCAAAUGCUGAUAAAUUAUUGGGAAAGGGUAACAUCUGGUUGCCUUCUAACUUGAGGCCUGCCAAUCCUCUCUCUGAGAGACUUUUUGAAGUGAAAAGUAACAGCGAUGCAGUAAAAGCAGUAACCAGAAAGGACUACAAAAAAGAAGCUGAAGGUGAACCACUUCAGAAAUUAACCAGUCCCCCUGCAAAGAAUGAAACAAACCACUGGAUAGCUUUCAGUGUUAAAAAUACUGUGGCAAAACCAUUGAGUCAAAAAACAGCAAACACUUCUAGAGACUCUCCUGAACAGAAGCCGAAAGGAAGCCCGUAUGGACAGUGGGUACUGGUUCAUAAUGGCCACAAGAACACUGAUAAAACAAAGACUUGUUGAACACCUUUUGAAAUGUUUUAAAAUAUAUAUUUUUGUACAUAAGACUAAUUAUCCUAAAGACCCUGGUAGAACUGUUUUGCUGAGCAGAAUAUUGUGAUAGCACUCCACUUAAUUUGUGAAUCAUGUACCAUUUAGCUUAAUCCCAAGUGUUCUAGCUUUUGUAAAAGUUAACAACUGGAAUAACCGUGUGGAUCAGUAUGUUGAGUGGACAGAUGUUUAGACUUUGAUAGUUAUGCCAAAUGAAAUACCAUAUUUCUGAAAUAAAUUGCUGUUUUGCAGGUAAGAUACUGGCGAUUUUAUCCAAGAUUUCAGGUGGGACUUCAUUUUGUUUUUCCACAGAAAUACUUCCAUUUGUUUUGUCGAUAUUCACUGUUUUCCAAAAUUCAAUAAAGGUAAUUUGUGAAUUUAAA
Molecule: messenger RNA, 1812 nt
Organism: Chiloscyllium plagiosum (whitespotted bambooshark)
Lineage: Eukaryota; Metazoa; Chordata; Chondrichthyes; Orectolobiformes; Hemiscylliidae
Gene: rsrp1
Product: arginine/serine-rich protein 1
Source: RefSeq, a predicted model, not a curated record